This is a messenger RNA of Opisthorchis viverrini, 1401 nucleotides long. RefSeq lists its product as hypothetical. The record is from RefSeq and is a predicted model, not a curated record. Gene Ontology annotation, molecular function: zinc ion binding. Lineage: Eukaryota; Metazoa; Platyhelminthes; Trematoda; Opisthorchiida; Opisthorchiidae. The annotation marks the transcript as partial. The transcript is spliced from 11 exons.
GGUUCAUGUGUUACUUGGUUGUAAUAAUAAUCGUCCAGCUGUAGCUUCCUUUCGGUGCUUAGCUGCCAUGCCACACAAAGGAGGCACGAGUGCUGGGAUACUGCCAGGUUGCCCAAGCCUAGACAGGAGAAGUCGAGUUCGAACCACGGACCUUCCGGAUGGGGACCGCGUGAUCCUCACUGUGCCUGGUUGGAUACACUACAAGAUAUGGCUGCCAACCGAUGUCAGUGGCGUUCCUGUUGUCAGUUUCUAUCCAUAUUGCCUGAGUGAAUGUCUGGAGGUGCUUUCAAAUAAGUCAUGGUUGUACGGCAGUGAAGCAUUGGUGUUGAACACUGAUGUCAUGCUGUCGUUGAUGAUGAUGAUGAUGUACUACCAAGUUGCCCAAGUCCAGACAGGGGAAGUCGAGAGGCAGAGUUUGGGUUCGAAACACGGACCUUACGAUACAAAAGCUCCGUCAGGCCAAGCUCAGACCAUUUCACUGAUAACUGCAUACCGCCUCGUGUCAUCUCGGUUGAUCCAGAACCGCCCUCUGCACGCUUUCCAGUUCUACGUCUUCUAUAUUAUUCACGCUGGGAUGCUUAGCGAUUUCCACCCCCACGGCCACAACACAGCGACUGGUGGCCAACAUUUAAAUGGACAAGUUGUCCACUGUUCGUAUGCAUCACUGUUUGAGGAAAUGACAUGCAAGCACGUAGAUGCCUUCUUCAUGCAGAAGACUAACAUACUAGCGCAUAACGCUAUCGUGAAUUACCUUACUUUCCCGCGUUCGGAGAAGGGAUUCGCACACAAGGCAUCCAUCGAGUGCGCCGACUGUGCCAAAGCAGGAACCCUACCAGCAUCAGAACAGGCAUUACGACCGCGUUGUCUGCUUGCCUGUACACACUGUAUCCACUUUUCUUGUUGGCACCCAAGACACUUGGAGGUGCAUCGAAAGGAACGCCCUGAACAUGUAAUAUACAUUUGCGUAGAACGCGGCGAGCUGUACUGUGCAUUGUGUUCAGAUUUCGUCUAUCACCCGGUUGCUGAACAAUCUCGCAAGACAGCGCAUCGCAUGUACCUUGCACAUUUUGGGUUAUCUAGUGAAACGUGGAGGCCCUCUUUUGACGAACUCACCCUUCUCCCUCACAUCAGUUCUGUGGUCCCACUUUCCACCAAAGUCGGUGGUCGUCUGUCCCUCAUAAAUUCUCCGCGCUCCGUAAAGCGCUAUAUGCCUACUUCCACGGACGUGCAAAGGCCUACAAUAAACUCUCGCCUGAGCUCACUACGUCAAGUGUGUCUGUUUGUCAAAAUGCCCUUGGGAUAUUCGCUGAUAGACGUUAAGUACGCACACGACGUAGCUCUUCUUGGAUCUGGCGCCAUUGUAAUACAGACAACACUAAAUAAUCUUACUAAUUCCGCCUA